This is a messenger RNA of Notolabrus celidotus (New Zealand spotty), 4405 nucleotides long. RefSeq names its product lysine methyltransferase 5C (gene kmt5c). Gene Ontology annotation, cellular component: nucleus. The coding region runs from base 385 to 2403 and encodes 672 amino acids. The record is from RefSeq and is a predicted model, not a curated record. Lineage: Eukaryota; Metazoa; Chordata; Actinopteri; Labriformes; Labridae. The transcript is spliced from 10 exons. Gene Ontology annotation, molecular function: protein binding; histone H4K20 methyltransferase activity.
UGGUCGAUGAUAGUUCGGUUGCACUGGACGUUGCCCAUCAACUUUUGCUAUUAGAUGAACGUUCUGCAAAGCUAGUUAAGCUAGCAACGUAAAAUACAUUUCUACGCAUAAUCGUAAAGCAUUGCGUGGCGAGUUCCCGCCUUUUGGGAUCCGACCUGGCUUCUGCACGCGUCAACAAACAGGAAGAUUCCAGCAGUGACGAGGAGACUCCAUUUUCCAAAGCUGCUGGCCUGGCUAACCAGAGAUACGGCGCACAGCUAGCUGGAUACACUGCUAGGCUAACUUUCCCCUGAGCCACAGCAAGCUAGCAGCUUCAUCAACUGUCGAAGUGACGAUACUUUCGUUGACUACACACGACUCCCAGCAUGCUGAUGGUGGGAGGCAAUGGACGGAUGCACUAGAAUGAGUGUGAAGGAGCUGUGUGAGACAGAUGACCUGGCCACUGGUUUGGUGCUGGACCCUCUGCUGGGCUUCAGCACCCACAAAAUGAACAUCAGUCCCCCGCCCGAGAUCCGGCGAUGGGGUAACCUCAAAGAGACUCUGCUGCGCUUUCAGCGUACGCAUGACUUCAACACCACUUUCGAGGCAUUGACAGUGGGUGACCUUGCCGGUGACUUCUUCAAAGCUUUGGGAAAUCAUCGACAGGAGCUGCUGAGGCAACAUGUGUACCGUUACCUCAGCGCGUUCCUGUUGGAUAGCGGUGUCAAGAUUGAGCCGUGUGACAGAUACUCCUCAGAGACUAACGGAGCAAAGAUAACUUCCACGAGGCACUGGUUCAUAGCUGAGCGGGUGGAGGUCCUGCUGGGUUGCAUAGCAGAGCUGAGCCCCACUGACAGCGCCGUGCUGAGGGCGGGAGUCAACGACUUCAGCGUGAUGUAUUCCACACGCAAGCGCUGCGCCCAGCUCUGGCUCGGGCCUGCAGCUUUCAUUAACCAUGACUGUAAACCAAACUGCAAGUUCCUCCCUAGUGAGAAGAACAUUGCGUGUGUGGAAGUGAUCCGGCCCAUCUCACCUGGGGAGGAGAUCACAUGUUACUAUGGUGCCAGCUUUUUUGGGGAAGGCAAUGAAAUGUGUGAAUGCCGCACCUGUGAGAGGAACGGUGAAGGUCACUUCAAACACAGAGGGAAGCAGCCUGAAUGUGAAGAAACAAAGGACUCUGUAGGCCAGAAGUACCGCCUGAGGGAGAGGUACCUUCGUCAUCACAGAGAGAAGGGCCACCUUCCUCCAAGGCCGGCAGUACCAGGGCUCCACUCAGGUAUCUUUAAAGCCAUCCCCUCCAGGAAUUCCUUCACCCAGCAGAUGAGGAGGAACGCCUUGAAGAACAGAAAAUUAAAGCAAACAAAAAAUUGGAGACGAGCAAAGCACCGACGAUCAGGCCAGCGUCCAUUAAAAUCCCCCACACUCAAACAGCGGCGGGCGGUUCCUCCUGUGUCCGAAGUUACGCUGAAGGAUCUUAGAAUCAGAGUGCGGCGCCACUCGAUGGAUUUCUUACUCAGCUGUAAGGAUCCUAAAAGCAAAGAGAGAGCCUUGCUUCAGCAGCUGGAGGAGGUGAAGCCAAAUAACAGUGAGGUAAACUUGAAGCCCUUCACUCUGAAUUCGUCCAUGCCAACCACCCGCAGAAGUAAACCUGCAGUCAAUGGCUCAGGCGUUAAUGGGAAGUCUGUCACAGUGGUGGAAAAGCAGGUGGUUCACCUGAGGACCUCUUCGAGACAAAGAAACAUGGCUCAGUCCACGGCGAAGCAUCAAACGGUGGGCAGUAACACAGGAGACGAUACGACUGUUUGUCAGCCUGACGCAAACAACAAAAGUUGCAGUGCAAUAAAACAAGAGACGGAAAAAGCAAUCACGGAGAGUCAAAGCAACAAGAGCAGCAGCAACAAGUCCGGCGUUACUGACACGGCUGCUGAGCAAACACAGCACAGGACCAUCAGAGCUUCAUCGCUGUUAGAGGUUCAACAAAACGCCACAGACAGUCUGAAGAAGCUUGGAGACAAUCCACAAAUAUCACUGAAGCAAUACCUUACAGUCAGCAUUACAAGGUUGACAUUACCACAGAGUUUAGAUGCACAUGUUACUCCUGAAGAUAGGAAAGACAGUGUAGAGCUAAGAGGAAGGAGUGGUCAGCGGCCCAGACCAGCGCCACUGUCAGUGCAGGCAAAAGGAAGAGCGUCCAGAUCCCAGCAGAAGCUGCAAGGAAGUCCUGAGGUUUGUUCAGGGCUCAAGGGUCAGGACGAGCACUGCAGGAAGGACAUGCAGCAACAGUGCCAGCCUGGGGAACACCAAGGCGCACCACACUAUGGACCUGUUACGUCGUCUCACUCCAUGGGUUCUACAAAACCCAAGAGAGUGAGGUUAGUGGUGACAGACGGCACAGUAGACUUAGAUCUCCAGUACUCGGAUUAAUUUAUACCCACCGGAGUCACUGGAGAGUAUUUGGAUGUUGUUUUGCUCAAAGGUUGAAAAAAAAUAAUGUUUUGUAAAAACUGUAAUUCAUAGUCUACCAGUUAUUAAUAAUGCCCGCUGACUGACAUUUUUCUAAACCAUUAUAUGGAAGGACUGUUGAUGACUUGUACAGGGUUCUAACUGUAGCAGGCUUGUCAGCUUGUUUCAGCUACUGUAUGAUUUUUAAAAAAUGAGGUAUCCACUACAAUUUGUGACAAUACCAAAUUUAAAAUCAAAAAACAAAGCAUUAAUUCAAUUGUGACAAGGAGUUUGAACUUAAACAUGGACAGUCCUCUUGAUGUACUGUAACAUAGCUGUAUGAGUUUUUCUAAAACAUGUAUUGAAGUAGAGACAGGAGCACCUCACCGGUUGCUGGUACUUGUUGGUUUUAAAAAGGCAGCUUUGUGCCUCGGUCUUUGAUAUGUUCUUGUGACUUUUUGAAGCACCUGUUGAAACAGUUCACCCCACUUUUUAUACUCACAAUAAGCUUUUUUUUUUCUCACUUUUUUGUGUGUGCGAGUGUGUGCAUGCAUUUGGCGGGCAGGUGUUAAGGGAUCAAAGUAAGGUGUGUUGUCGUACCUGAUUGUGACUGUUGCUCUGCAAAAGAUUUAGUAAGGUCGUUAGUCGGUAGUGCAUCGAUGAGCGGUUUGUGCAUGUACAGUGUACAGUAAGAUAAUUCCCUGACCUGGAACAAGAUAUAUUUACGGACAGCUCUCCUGAAUGAAGAUGUGUCACGUGAUCCUGCAGCUUUUCACAGCUGCUCUCUUAUGGAUGAGCGAUUUAGAGAAAACAGCAAGAUGCUUUUUUUAAGGCCAGUUGUGCUCAAUGAAUUGAGAGAUGGUACAACAUGAAUUCUUUGUAUGGGAGUCCUCCCAAUUGGAAGUUAAAUAAAAAAACAUUUAAAUAUUGUUACAUCUAUUUAAGUGACAAUCUUUUCACAGAGUGACACACUUCUUCCAUUCACAUGGUCUCGUUUCAGAUAUUUUAAAGAGUAUAUAGAAAGACCAGAAGGAUAAGUUGUUCAUAUACAAUAGCUACUGUUUGUUAUGUUGUUGCUGAUGGAGCUACAUGUUCAUAGGUGUUUAUACUGUAAGCAGAGUUAUUUGCUGUCGAUUGUGGAAGUCACGCGAGUAUUCCCCUCAUGUCACAACGUACUGUAUGUUGAACCCAUUUACAUCACUGAGCGGGAGUGUUCGAUGCGACUGCACAGCCUUACAUUAUUAUCAUUAUAUUAUACUGUCAUGAUAUGGAAAGGCCAAUUAUUUAUUUUAAUAUCCUCAUCCUUGAAAUGGUGCUUUAAUGUAAUUUAUAUUUCACAUUGAUUGUUCAAACGAUGAAAAUGUUUUUUAUUAUUUAAUGGGACAAAGUACUGAAGUGAAUAUUUACACCGAGUAUUUAAUUUCAAAGAAUUGGAGAUCGUAUUCAGUUUUUCAGUUGUUACAGGUUACACUUUCUGUCCUUUUUCUAAUUGGCAGUUAGUCUUACUGAAAAUCUACUGUAGAAAUGUAUAAAUGUAGCCUAUAAAUCAUUAAAGACACUUAAUUCUUUUGUAUAUUUUCUGUUUUUGACUCCUUUUUUUAAUGUGGGAACACUUAAAUUACAAAAGCAUAUAAAAAACAAGCAUCAUAGUUUGAAUAUGAUAAUAUUAAAUGUGUCUAAUAUUGACUAUCAAUGCAAUCUGGAUUUUUGUAACUGAUUCUGUACCAUGUUAGGUCAUCCCUGUAUCAGUUAAACUAAUAUAUGUUCAUAUUUCUGUUGAAUUAUAUAAUAUUGUCUUGAUUAUUAGUUGUUUAAAAGCCUGAAAUUGACAUCUUCAAUAACAACAAGUGUCCAAAUCACCCCAGAUGAUUUACUAUAUUCGACAAACACAGCUUGAAAUCUGAAAUCUGAGAAAAACUAUCCAGAAAAUGUUUGACUUUGUGCUUGAAAAAUGAAAAUUAUAAAUAAAAUAGUUUCUGAUAAA